GGGUGGGAGGCUGAAGCCCGUGCCCACGCUCCGCAGCAGGCCUGGCACCACGUCUGCCCAGCUCCCCAGGAGGCUGCGGGAGGGCCAGGUGGCAUGCAAGGAGUUAAGCGGUAGGCAGUGCUGUGGCUCCGUGCGAGGAGCGCGCCGGGAUGAGGCGCUGCUGGCGGCGGCGGCGGCGGCGGCGAGGGGAGCUGGGGCUGGAGACGUGAAGUCCGGGGAAGCCAGGAGCUAGGCAGCGAGGACACAGCGAGCGAGAGGCGAGGCGGCCGAGCCCGCACCCAGCCGCAGCCCGCGCCCCACGCCCGGUGCGCACCGGGCCCGGGCAUCUCCGGGGCGGGUGUGUGCGCGGGGCCUCGCGGUGGCGCGGGGUCCCCGCAGUGCCGCCCGCCCGCCAGCCCGCCCGAGCGCCAGGCUCUCAGGAGCCCAGCUUUCACUUCGUCUUGCCUCCGCCUGCCUCCCCGGCUCGCCGGCUGGCGUCGCCACCGCCUCCUCGUUCCCGGCCACCGCUGUCGCCGCUGCUGCAAUCCAGGACGCACACCUCCACUUCCCCGCCGGAGGUGCGGAGGAUGCCCCUUGCACCAGACCCGGAGGAAUAGCCCCCGGGCCCGGCCGAGGGAGCCUUGGUGGAGAGAAAGGCGAUUCACACUCGGCUUUCCUUGAUGCCACUGCAGCAGCUGGCAUCUGGGAAGGCGCCCACAGAGCGGGCGCGCCAAGCGGGACGCAGGAGUCGCAGAAAGAGACCCCGGGCUUCUGCUGGGCUCCGCUGGCAGAGUUUGCAAGUGGCUGAGACCCCUCAGGUGGCAGCCCUGAGCCCUAAUGCUUGACCAGAUGGAAACCCGCCAGCUUCUGCUUCUACGAAGUGAACACGCGGAGCUUGGUCCCCAGCUGGGGAAGAGGCCAGAAAUGGCCUCAGUGAAAUAAUCCAGCCCCAACAGGCGGAAGGAGCCGAGAAAAGGCUAGAAGUGCAGUGCGGCUGCUGGUGACUCGAAGAAUCCUCCUCUGAUUGCUAUUUUCAACGUUCUUUGGGGACUCCCUGAGGCGAAGAACCAUGUAGGAAAAUGGGACCAACUCCCGGAUGUCCUGAGCCUCAGAACCCCUUUCGUGACCUAAAGAAGCUCCCGUUGAUCUCAGGAGGGCUGGUGAGCUCUGUCCACCACUCUCUCGGCCAAACCCAAGUGCUGGACUUGCUCUGCUGCCCGGGUCUUGGCAGUCACCUUCGCGGAGGGAAUAAGACUGAAGACCCCCAGGGGUUCCAUCGCUAAGGGGAGCUUGGGAAAGGCAGCCCUCUCCCUCCCUUCCCGGGGUCCCCCCGCCCCCCAGCCAAGCUCCAGCUAGCCAGUCCGGAAUGAUCCCACUAUGGCCAAGCUCUGGUUCAAAUUCCAGCGGUACUUCCGCCGGAAACCUGUGCGUUUCUUUACCUUCCUGGUGCUCUACCUGACAGCCGGGAGCCUCGUCUUCCUUCACUCUGGCUUUGUGGGCCAGCCCGCUGUCUCCCAGAACCAGGCCAACCCCGCCGCGGGGGCCCCAGCCGAGGGCGCUGAGCUAACCUUCCUGGGCGACUUGCAUCUGGGUAGAGGCUUCCGGGACACGGGCGAAGUCGCGAGCAUUGCCCGCAGGUAUGGACCCUGGUUCAAGGGCAAGGAUGGCAAUGAGAGAGCCAAGCUGGGUGACUACGGAGGAGGAGCCUGGAGCCGAGCCCUCAAGGGGAGGGUCGUCCGGGAGAAAGAGGAGGAGAGAGCCAAGUACAUCGGCUGCUACCUGGAUGACACCCAGAGUCGGGCCCUGCGAGGCGUGUCCUUUUUCGACUACAAAAAGAUGACCGUCUUUCGUUGCCAGGACAACUGCGCAGAACGGGGUUACCUGUAUGCCGGGCUGGAGUUCGGCGCUGAGUGCUACUGCGGCCACAAGAUCCAGGCGACGAAUGUGAGCGAAGCUGAGUGCGACAUGGAGUGCAAGGGCGAGAGGGGCAUCCUGUGCGGCGGUGCCAACCGCCUCUCCGUCUACCGGCUGCAGCUGGCACAGGAGUCGGCCCGCAGGUAUGGAAGCGCGGUCUUCCGAGGCUGCUUCCGCAGGCCCGACAACCUCUCCCUGGCCUUGCCCAUGACAGCCGCCAUGCCGAACAUGUCCGUGGACAAGUGUGUGGACCUCUGCACAGAGAAGGAGUACCCGCUGGCAGCCCUUGCAGGCACCGCCUGCCACUGUGGGUUCCCCACCACGCGAUUUCCCCUCCACGAGAGAGAAGAUGAACAGCUCUGUGCCCAGAAGUGCAGCGCGGAAGAGUUUGAGAGCUGCGGGACCCCCAGUUACUUCAUCGUGUACCAGACGCAGGUCCAAGGGAAACUGAAGUGCUGGGUUCUUUCUCCCUCUCAAAAUCGUAUGAUGAAAAAACGGUUUAAAGGUGAGAGGGACCACUGGCGCAGCGGGAGGACCAUCUGCAUCAAGACACACGAGAGCGGCCAGAAGGAGAUCGAGGCCUUCGACGCUGCCAUCCUGCUCAUCCGUAACCCUUACAAGGCCCUCAUGGCGGAGUUCAACCGCAAAUACGGCGGCCACAUCGGCUUCGCUGCGCAUGCCCACUGGAAGGGCAAAGAGUGGCCCGAGUUCGUGAGGAACUACGCCCCGUGGUGGGCCACGCACACGCUGGACUGGCUCAAGUUUGGCAAGAAAGUGCUCGUGGUCCAUUUUGAGGACCUCAAGCAGGACCUGUUCGUCCAGCUGGGCCGGAUGGUCAGCCUGCUGGGGGUGGCCGUCCGGGAGGACCGGCUGCUCUGCGUGGAGAGCCAGAAGGACGGUAAUUUCAAGCGCUCGGGGCUCCGGAAGCUGGAGUACGACCCCUACACGGCAGACAUGCAGAAAACCAUCUCGGCCUACAUCAAGAUGGUGGACGCGGCCCUCAAAGGGAGGAACCUCACCGGCGUUCCUGACGACUACUACCCCAGAUGAUGUGUUGGGGUGCGGGGCUGGGAGUCCUGACCAAGCAGGAGACUCGAGACCCUGGGGACCCCUGCCGUCCGUCCGUCCUCUCUCUGGGAGGGGACAAUCCCCUUGGCUGCUCUUGGCCUUCAAUGAGUUUCCUGCAUGACAAAGGAGGCUCGAGGGGAGAGAUUGUCCAGGCACUCCCCACCUGCUCACUGCCCCCCCCCCGGUUGGAGAUGGAAGAGGCUACUGAUUUGGGGAGUCCCAGCCACAUGGACCCUCUUCUGUCUCCCAUGUCCCUGCCCCCACCACUCUGGGUUCCCCCUUGUGGGAGGGAGGGCUCAUGGGUGUCUUGGAGACAUGGGUGCCUCGCCGCAGGUGUUGAGAACCUUGACACGAGAGCUGAAGGGACUGUUGUAAAAAAGUAGCCCCAGACGCUCUACCCUCCUGGGCUGAGCUUUCAUAGCCUCCCCUCCCCUUCUCCACCCAGGAAGCACUGGCACCAAGGUUCAUCCAGGCCACUUGUUUGAAGAUUGCUGGGAAGUUUCUCUGUAGCCUUAGGUUUCGGGCGUUCUGGGUGGGGUGGGGAAGCAUUGGUGCUCGCAGUAGGUUCGUUGUCACCGCCUCACGGGGUCCCUGGCAUCAUGAGCCCACCCCCAGGUCACAUUGCUCCUGAGAAUCAAUCCGGUUGCCCGUCCACUUCUAGGGCUGGAAUUCUGCCCUUUUCUUCCCCUGCUGUAUCCAGGAGGUAACCGUGGGAUCACUUCCAGGGUUCCUCAGACACCAACAGUUACGCCAUGUGCAGAAUCUGAGUAAGAAGGAGCGCCCCAAUAACACAUCUCUCCAUUGUGGGGUCCGACAUGGGUCUUACACUGCCCUCUGACCCCUACCUGUCCAGGUGAGAGAGCAAGGGUGCCCCAAAUCAGGUGGAACCAAACCCAAAAGAGACCCCCGACACACACACACCCCUUUCCUUGAUCAUAGCCCAACGGAGCCAGCUUCCCUUGGGGGCCCUUUAAGGAGUGAAAUGAAUGGGAUGGCCUUUCAUUUCCAUGCAAAUGCUGCUCCCUUGAUGCUGAGACAUCAAACCAAAGGAUUCCUGAGGACCUGAAUCUCUGAUGAUGGAUCUUAGAAAGCAUUGAUCCAGGAUCCCAUGGCUUCCCCCACCUGGGAGACCAGUGGCCUCACCCCCAGCCCUCACCUGUGCUCCCGUACCAAUCUCCACCAUGUAGAUGCAAAAGCCAUAGGUCACAGCUCUUUACUAUUCUGUCAGGAGCAGCCCCCACCCCAAGCAGCCCCUCUGAAGCCUUGGGGUGCAGGUACAUGCUGGUUCCCAAAUAGCCAAGAGACUAUGGAGAAGGCGAGUGUAAAGAGAUAUAUUUUUUUAAGAGGAAUAUGACUAAUACAUUCCGCCCCUUGGGACCUGGCCAUGCAGGGAAGAGCCUCUGUGGUUCUCUCCCUGAUCUCCUCAUGUGUAGGAUCUGGGCCACCCCAGGGCCCAGCCAGGGGGCUCUGAAUGUAUUUUGUACCAUGUUUCUUUCCCCCAGGCUGAUUUCUAGUCUUCUUUCUCAAAGCAGUAGAGGGCUUGGCCUCCCCUCCCACUCAGAGGUCGGCUCUCUCCGGGAGCCUCUUGGUCCAAGGCCUGGGCCAGUUCUUUGCUGGUGGGCCCCUUGGGCCACAAGCCUCUGUCUGAUGAUUCCUCAGGUCAACACCAUCAUUAAAAGUGAGUUUUGUUGAUAAUUCUA
Hipposideros armiger (great roundleaf bat) is the source of this 4661-nucleotide messenger RNA. It is a transcript of the gene WSCD2, whose product is annotated as WSC domain sialate O sulfotransferase 2. Bases 1357 to 2943 code for a protein of 528 amino acids. Lineage: Eukaryota; Metazoa; Chordata; Mammalia; Chiroptera; Hipposideridae. The transcript is spliced from 9 exons. The record is from RefSeq and is a predicted model, not a curated record.